Messenger RNA from Ochlerotatus camptorhynchus, 2548 nucleotides. RefSeq lists its product as uncharacterized. Gene Ontology annotation, biological process: regulation of transcription by RNA polymerase II. Bases 161 to 2527 code for a protein of 788 amino acids. Gene Ontology annotation, cellular component: nucleus. The record is from RefSeq and is a predicted model, not a curated record. Lineage: Eukaryota; Metazoa; Arthropoda; Insecta; Diptera; Culicidae. The transcript has 6 exons. Gene Ontology annotation, molecular function: RNA polymerase II transcription regulatory region sequence-specific DNA binding; DNA-binding transcription factor activity, RNA polymerase II-specific; zinc ion binding.
UCGAUUGUUACAAAAAAAAAAAAAAUAUGGAAAAAAUACUAUUAAACUGCAGCUUACCAAUUAAAAUAAUUUUAGAAUAGAAGGAAGUGCUUCAAGUGCUAACAUUUAAUUUAUUUUCUCGUUGAUAGGCAACAGCUGGUCGUUCAGCCUCUGCUAAGACAUGUCCUCGGAAGCAUCUGAAACAGAAUGUAAACAACGGGUCUCUAACCGGGGCAAAAACUUUUCUGUUGCUGAAGAUAAACAAAUUUGCCUAUCCUGGAUGUAUGCCUCGAAAAUUUGUAACCAAUCUGUUUCAAAUAACAUAUAUAUCUGGGGUAUUUUGUACGACCAUGCCGUUACCAAAGAGCAGGACCUUGAGGCUCGGACAGCCAGCAGCUUACGGCAUCGAUUUUUAUCGAUACAGCGUGAAGUCAGGAAGUUCUCGGACAUUCAUAAUCUUAUUAAUCCAGAUGAAACGGAAUCCGUCUUAGAAAACGCGUUGCAGACCUACAAGAGUUGCUACAAAACACACUUUAAGUUUCUGCAGUGCUGGGAGAUAUUGAGGGAAUAUCCUAAAUUCCUGCAAAUGGCCGAAACUCAUUCGAAUGUCGUAAAAAUAUCCAUCGAAAAAAAGGAGGCGGAGAAUCCGGAGAUUAUGAAAGCUGCAAGUCCUUUUGCAGAAUCGGUUCGUAAAAGUUCACGAGGUUUAAAUGUUCUACCAGAUGAAAUACAAGCUCUGCUGAAGGCAUGCCGCGAUGUUGGUGUAGAAGAGGCGCGAUCCAAAGGAGAACGCAUAGAACCAUUGCUGUAUGACGUUCAACAACAGAUGGCCAAUUAUGGCAGAUUUUCGGAGAGAAAACUGUAUGUGGUUAAAAAACAAUACCUCAGAACGGAGAAAAAUUACCGGAAUGGUGAUCUAGUACCAUAUCCUCCAGAGGCGCGAAUUCUGUGGGGGAAAAAUGACACUAGCAAGGAUGAUGAAUCGAAUGAUGCGAGCUGGAACAAUCAGAUUCAGUAUAAUUUAGAUCAUUGGAAAGGUUUAUCAUUUCUGUCAGAUUUGGAAAUCCAAGAAUUGCUUAAGGAGGCAGUUAAGAAAAAUGUGGAAUCAAUUUCCCAAGCCAAGCGAAAGAUUAUUUUCUAUGAUAUCCUAUCGACCAUGCAUGCUAAGAAACUUUGUCGCAGGAAGAAUGCAGAGCAACUGCUACAGGAUUACCUCAGGCUGAAGAAACAGUUUUCGACUGGCAUAUGUAAAUAUCUACCUGUAGAGGCGACUCUACUUUGGACAUCUGAUGGGACUGAAGAAGAGCCAGUGGAAGAGGUGCAAGAAGAACCAAUUCUUCAACCAGUGGAUGAAGAGCCAAUGCUUCAAAUCAGUUUCGCAGAUUGUACGUUGAAAAGUGAAGUCGCAGACGUAUGUCGUAUAUGCCAAGCAGAGCUGUUUGAUCAAACGUAUGACCUGUUUUUGGAUGUGUACAAAAGUCAAACAUAUGCAGCUAUCAUAAAGGAGGCACUGAAUGUCGAGAUGGCCAAUGAUGGACGGAGCACAGUGAUAUGUGAUCACUGUACAACAUUCAUAGAAAAUCUUGUUAAUUUCGUGCAACAAUGUCGCGAAAGUUGUGUCACGAAUGAUUCAUAUCGAGAAGAUUUUACGUUUGAAAAACACGAAACACUGGAGUUUGAAGCAUCGUUGGAAUCGGACGGUAACCUGAAAGAUGAACAUAAGAACUUGAUUUCGGCCGAUUAUAUCAUCGAUGAUGCUGAAUACCUUAUGAACGACGAUGACAUUCUGAAUGAAGUUAACGAGGCAACAAAUGACGACACGAGUCCCCCUGAAGCCAUUCCUGUUGAAGACAUAGCUGAGGAGACACUUGAUGAGGAUACCCGUAAGAAAAGGAACUAUCGCAAGUAUUUGGAAAGCCGAACACCCAAUCGUGGACAAAAACGACAAUGUCACCUGUGUGGGAAAAAGGUUGUUGGAUUGGUCGACCAUCUUGAAAGUCACAGUGGGAAGGAGUUCAAGUGUAAUUUUUGUGACUGGGUUUGCCCAAAUCGAAGGCAGCUCCGGAUUCACAUGAAUCGACAUACGAAAAAGCACGUCUUCCCGUGUCGUUACUGUGACAAACUUUUCUACGUUUGGUCGUCUCGGAAGAACCACGAGGACACUCACACCAAAUCGGCGUACAAGUGUGAUAUUUGCGGUAUGGAAUAUAAACACAAAAGCUACUUUUUAGCGCACAAAAAGGCCAUACAUCUCGGAAUUCGCAAUUUGAAAUGUACUCAGUGCAAAUUCAGCACGUUCAUAAAAGCUCGGCUGCUCAACCAUGUCCGUAGUAUACACACCAGUGAACGUCCGUACAAAUGUUCCGUGUGCGAGCACACUUCGAACAGCAGCACAGGAUAUUAUAUUCAUUUUCAAAGACAUAAGAAGAGUGGCGAAGUAGUUGACUAUUCGAUCAAAUGUGCCUACUGUAAGGAACUGUUCGCCAAAGAUGCAGCACUGGAGGCUCAUAUCGUUAAGGACCAUCCCGACCGCGCGGUGAAAAUUUGAUUUGAUUUAAUCGAACGAACU